AUGGAAGAAAUUGAUAAUACUUCACUUGCUAUUAACAGACGCAUACAAGCAAUUCAAGAAAAAAUAUACCAAGGCGAGAGUGAUAACGAUUUUGAAGUAAGGUCAACUGAUUCUCAUCAAUCAGGGUCACAUAAUCUUGAGUUUUUUGACGAUGAAUGGCAUCCAGUUAUUGAACAAGUAGAUGAAGGCCACUUCGAUGAAUCUAUGCGUCUGAUAGAAGAAAUUUACAAAAAAUUAGUUGAAGAUAAAGCAGAAAAAUCCCUUCUAAUCGAUAAAGCCGAUAGGAAUUAUGUUGACAGUAAAAUUAAAGAUGUAGAGGAAGAUGUUUAUAUCGCACUAAAGCAAAAAGUUGAAGAAAUUUAUUUACCUGUCCAAGAUAGAAUUGAUCAGAUGAGAAAUAAUGCCGAUGCAAUACAUCAGUAUUUUACACAAACAUCAUUAACAAUUAGAAAAGAACUAACGGCUUUACGUAAGAAAUAUGAGCAAAAAGAUGAGCCUGAAGCACCUAAAAUCCAUCCUAUAUCUUCACCACCACAACAUUUUCAAAAACCACGUUCAAAAACAGAGCCAACAUGUGCGGUACUAAGUUCUCCUUAUAAAAGACAAAUGCCAUAUCAUUCACCUUUGAAACAAAAGAAGAAAGUACCUGUUCCAGAGCUUCCAGAGCUCAUGAUAUCACAUCAUGAUAUUUAA
Trichomonas vaginalis G3 is the source of this 693-nucleotide messenger RNA. RefSeq lists its product as uncharacterized. NCBI's taxonomy places the organism in Eukaryota, Parabasalia, Trichomonadida, Trichomonadidae. The transcript has a single exon. The coding region runs from base 1 to 693 and encodes 230 amino acids. The record is from RefSeq and is a predicted model, not a curated record.